Molecule: messenger RNA, 3182 nt
Organism: Onychostoma macrolepis
Lineage: Eukaryota; Metazoa; Chordata; Actinopteri; Cypriniformes; Cyprinidae
Gene: cldn23.2
Product: claudin 23.2
Exons: 1
Coding region: 787-1530 (247 amino acids)
Biological process (GO): cell adhesion; bicellular tight junction assembly
Cellular component (GO): bicellular tight junction; plasma membrane
Molecular function (GO): structural molecule activity
Source: RefSeq, a predicted model, not a curated record
AAUAUUAAAUGUUGAAAUAUGUAAAUACAUUUUAAAAUACAUAAUUAAAUCAUUAAAUACAUAUUUAAAUAAUUAAAUGCAUAAUAAAUAAAUAAAUAAAUCAUUCAUUCCAUUUAUUUCCUUCAGAUUUCAUUUUCAGGAUUAUGGUUGUCGGCAGGUAACCAUGAAAAUGAAAUAAAAUGAAAAUGAAUUAUUUAAAUAAACAAUCAAACUAACUAAUAAACAAAUAAAAAGGCCUAAAUAAAUGAUUGAAAGAAAGAAUUAAUUAAUAUUUAUUUAUGCAUUUAGUUAUGUAUUUAGUCAUUUAAUUAUGUAUUUAACGAUUUAUUUAUAUAUUUCAACAUGUAUUUAAUGAUUUAAUCUUAAGUAAUAUGGCCCUCCAUACAAAAAUACAUUGGGUCUUGUUUAUUUUAAAAAGCUGAGUAGAAAAAAAAAAUGCUAUAUAAAAUGAAAUUGACAACAUAUUCCAAUUAAACUAUCAGCUUUAUUAACUUUAUUCGCAAUGAUCACCAUCAGCACCAGAGUCUCCCCUGAAUCUUUCGUGUCGCGCGUGAUGUAAGACUCAGUGGGCGGGGCUCCACAGGUGCGCCUAGGACAGGUUAUCGAAACCUGGAGCGGUUUUGAUGUUGACAAGCGCAGACAGUCACGUGACGUUCAACAAUAGCCAGAUUUUACGGGAUCCUCCCACGAGAAGUUCCUGCUGCCCAGCUACUUUUUAAACAACAGGAAACAAAUCCAUCCAUUGCCAGCAAGUCACUUUUUGUGAUCUCCCUCGCCAUCAUCAUCAUGCGAACUCCAGGGAUUUUUAUUUUUGGGAUGGUGCUCGCGCCGUGCGGCUGGAUCCUGGAGCUGACCAGCACCGUGGCACCAGCCUGGCGAACGAUCAACAACAUCCCGGGAGAACCCAGCGACCUGGUCCUCCAGCAAGGAUUAUGGGACAUCUGCAGGACUUUCACAUCGUCCCGGGAUAUUCAGUGCAACCAGCAGGACACGCAGUACUUCAGCGCCCAGAUCAUCCAGAUCGCCAGAGGUCUGAUGCUGUCGUCGCUCAUUCUCAAUGUCAUUGCCAUCGGCGUGGCAACAGCUGGAGUGCGAUGCUGGACUGAGAAACCGCACUGGACGGUCGCUGGGGUCGGAGGUCUCCUCAUCUUCAUCUCAGGGGUCCUCACCAUCAUCCCAGUGGCGUGGUACACGCACACCAUGACCUCCAUCUUCUCCGCAUCCACCGAUGUUCGUGUGGGAUACUGCCUGGUGCUGGGCUUCAUCGGCGGCAUCAUGGAGGUCCUCGGUGGGCUGGUGAUGUCCAUCGGUUUGUGCCGGCGCUGCAGCGGUCGGAAGCGCGAUGAAAGGCCGAGGCGUGAUCCCGCUCCGCCGCGCAGAGACACGGUGCCCAGCGUCAGCAGCGGCAGCAGCGUCCCCUAUUACUCCAAACAAAGCGAGAUGGACUUCGCUCGGGCCAAGAGACAACAGGACAGCAGACCAGCGACGAGCACUGCUUAUAAAGCACGACCUUACGACACAGAUUUGUGAAAGAACAAACUUUUAAUCUUGUGAACAAACUGCACGCAAGAAGCCUUACGAAAAUCACCACGAUAACCAUCGUUUACCGCGUAAUAUUCGCGAUUGUCGAUCAGAUUAAAUCAGUUAGUUUCUCUUUAUAAUGACAGUACUGUAUACCCUUAAAUAUAUAUUAGAUUCAUUUAGACAUUUAACCUCUUAACUGUCACCCGUCCUCUCAGAGGAAGCCUAAGUUUACUUCGCUAUAUUACAAUUAAAUCCUAAUCUUUACCACUGUUUUUUUUGUUUGUUUGUUUGUUUUUUUGUUGUUGUUGCAAAUUAUGUAGGAACAGUAAUAGAUUAAUUUAUGACAAGAGUGCUCCUCAAAAAUCUACAUCAUAACAGUUUUGACCUUUUGAGUGAAGUAUUUUAUCCUUCUCAUCAUAAUGCUAUAUUUCAGUUGAAAGCUUAAAACCUCAAAAUAAAAUCUGACAUUGCUUUACCUAGGAAAUUCGUUCAUGAAUUAUAACAAUUUAAGUUCAGAUAGUGCACUUUCAUGUCCGUGUUCAAAAUUGGGGGUGACAGUUAAGAGGUUAAUAUAAAAUAUUGUGGAAAAAUAUUUAUUUUGUACACUGAAAAUCUUAAUUUGUUAACUUAGAAAGACUUAUUGCCUCAGAAAAUAAGUUUACUUAGUAUAUUAAAGUUUUCAUAAAAGUGUUUUUUUGAGCAACUUUUUUAAUUAACCAAAUUUUUCUUUGACUAUAAGUUUGCAAAUUUUUUUUUUUGGUUUGUUUUCAGGUUGGCUAAGGUUAACAUUGAAAUUUACAAUGUAAGUGCCUUAUAUUUUACAAUGAAAAAUGCCGUUUUUCUAAGUAAAUCUUAGAGUCACUGUAAAAUUUACAGUGAAAACCGUAAAAGGAAGUGGCCUAAAUUUUAUAUAGUUGUUUACACAUAUUUUUAUUGCAAGUCAUGUGUUUCAAGUUACAUUUUAGGAUGUUUAGUUCAUGUUGAACAUUAUUUUAGUGUGUGUGUAUAGGCCUACUGUUUGUAUAUGUUUUUAUUAGCCGUGGUUCACGGAAAGGCUAUUUUGAUUAACUGUAAUUCAUCAUGUGGCCUUUUGUUUUACCACCUGUAUUAUCAUGGAUGUUAUCGGUCAUGUCAGCUAUAGUAUUUUAGCGGAAACUAUGGUUACCAUCAUAAAUAUUGUACCUGUUAAGGUUUUGAAGUUCUAUUGAAGAGCACUAACACCAUUAGUUUGGUUUUGUACAUUGCACUUUAUAUUGCGAGGCCCUCAUCGUUGUAGUAGCAGUAGGCCUAUACCUUCAAUGUCUUUUUGUAGCCUACUAAUGUGUAAAUAUUUAACUCAUCAGGAACGUCUCGAGUUUGUACAGUUAUACCAAGUACAAAAAGCAAAUACAUUCUUCUGAAGGAGGCUAAUCUUUGAAUGUUUGCAGAAAUGUCUGUCACUGGUGUUUACGAUAGACAGAAUGAUAUGCAGAAUAUCUCUGUGGAAGUUUUUGUGAACGGUGAUGUCGUAAUUGACGUCCACACAUCAAAUUUAGGGCAAAUGAUUGAAGGCUGUUUAUUUUUCUGUAUGUUUAUGAUUGUGAUGGAUGAACGAUGUCCUCAUAUAUUUACCUGCAUUAAUAUAAUAAAAAAUACAUUUACAAACUGUUCAUUUUGAA